AGAGGCAGAGAGAGGCAGAGACACAGGCAGAGGGAGAAGCAGGCUCCAUGCAGCGAGCCCGACGUGGGACUCGAUCCAAGGUCUCCAGGAUCACGCCCUGGGCCGAAGGCAGGUGCUAAACCACUGAGCUACCUGGGCUACCCCACUUUUUUGAUUUAAAGCAAAUCAGCUUUAUACUAUCUUGGGGUGGCUCACUACUUCAAAGAAUCUUAAAGUUUGGUUAUUUUGUAAAACAAAGAACAGUCCUCUAAUUUAUCUGUUCUGUUCUGACUUCCAUAUGUCAGUCGUGAUGAAAGAGGCAAACGCCUCUUCCUGGUGCUUGUAUGUCCUCUCAGACAGAAAGGAUGGAAAAGGUAUCUUAGACCAGAGUUCAAGGCCAACAGACAAGGGCGCCGAUGCCUUUGUGCCAUGGUGGAGGCCCCAGGGCAGGGUCCGAGGGCUAUUCCCACUUCCCUAUGGUGUUACGAUAAGUUCCUUAUGAUCUAUCACUUCCUUCAUUCCAAGGGGAGUAAACCCCUGCAGAUGCCAAUUUGCGGCACCCUCUAAGGCAGGUGUGUUUUAGCUGGUGCAGACAGAAGCACUGCCUCUCAAGGAGGUGGGCAGUCAGGUGGUUACUGUCAGCUCAGGAGCUGUAUCGUCCACUCCCUGAGUUCCUUGGCAACCCCGGAUGGGCGUUGGUGGGGUCACGGGCCCUGCCCCAGACCAGGCGGCGACUGGGGCACCCACAGGCCAACCAAGUGCCCUCCCCACAACUUCCAGAAAACCCAUUCUGGAACACCAAGUUCUGUGCAAGGUUGUGCUAAGCCCAGGUGGGGCAAGCUGCCAAUGCAAACCUCUCAGGCUGUCCCCUUGUGCACUCACCUCUCCAGGGUGCCCUGGAAGUAUUUAUCUGGCCACUCUCACCCCCUCCUUCACUUUCUAAGUGGGAGCUGCACAAGAUCUCCCCUGGGCUUCUCCUGCUACUUGAACUCAGCUAAAGGGACAGAGCUGCCAGUGUGGGAGCUGCUUCCCAGACAAAGAGCUCCUGCCGAAAGUGCCACCCUCAGCUCCAGGGAACAUCAUGACUGAAGUGGGCUGGUGGAAGCUGACCUUCCUCCGGAAAAAGAAAUCCACUCCCAAGGUGCUGUACGAGAUCCCUGAUACCUAUGCUCAAACAGAGGGCAACACGGAGUCCCCUCGGCCCGAGGGCGGGAACCCCCACAGCGAUUUUAACACCCGCCUGGAGAAGAUCGUGGACAAGAACACAAAGGGCAAGCACGUCAAAGUCUCCAAUUCGGGUCGCUUCAAGGAGAAGAAGAAAGUCCGAGCCACACUGGCAGAGAACCCCAACCUCUUUGCUGAUAAGGAGGGCAAAGGACAGUGAAGGGGGCCAAGUAGGAUGCUCUUGCCUCCCUACUCCUGCCAUCAGCUGGAUCUGAGACAGGGGCCUGCCACGCUGGCCUCCUUGGCCACAGCUGACACCAGGGGUGGGGGGAUGGGGGGGUGGCGUUGACGCCUGCUGGCAGGAAACGUGUGGGUUUAGCUUUUUAUUUAUGUGCCCCAGCUUUCUGGAAGGUCUGGGUUAUUCCCGGGUCCCCCCACGUUCCCCAACACAUACAGAGGCUGCAAAGUCCCACAGGAAGGACAGUGCUCCUGGAAGCAAGUGGCAGCCCAGCAGGGAAGUGGGCACGGCAAGGGAUAGAGGGAGCAGACUUCACCUCCUCCAGGGGCACAGGCUCAAGGGUGAGUUUCAAUUGCUGCUCCUUCUACUUGCUCUCCCUGGAACUGUUCCCUGGACCGAUUCUGAGAGUGAAUUUUCCAGAAGCCACCUGAUGGGGUGGUUUUCUGGAGCUGGAGGAGUCAGAGACCCCAAACCUGAGCUCACCUCCUGCCAAAGAGGGAACCGUUCUGGAACUUUGCAGGGGAGAGGAGACCCGCUGGCACUCUGACACUCUCUGGGGGGGUGGGGUACUGCAGAAGGACCAGGCGAGGGACCCCACAGGUCCCUGCACACAACCUCAAAGGGACACUGCACUGGCUCAUGGGCCCAAAUUCUUCUCCCCUCCUCCUGGUAUUUAAGAAGAACAAGCCCCAGGGAUGAGUCCUGGAGCCUUGAAUUUUGCUUAAAAAAAAAAAAAAAUGUAGGUUUCUCUCUUUGUAAUAAACAGUGCUGCAAAAGCAGAGAACCUAUUUAUGCUUUCGUCUUCUAUGUACUGAAGACUGUUUCUUCUGUCUUUACUCUCUGCAUGGGAAUAAAGUGGA
This is a messenger RNA of Nyctereutes procyonoides (raccoon dog), 2241 nucleotides long. RefSeq names its product proline rich 15 like (gene PRR15L). Lineage: Eukaryota; Metazoa; Chordata; Mammalia; Carnivora; Canidae. The coding region runs from base 1061 to 1363 and encodes 100 amino acids. The transcript is spliced from 2 exons. The record is from RefSeq and is a predicted model, not a curated record.